AUGUCCACAAUUACAGAAUGUACCGCCAAAGCCGUCACACAUCGCAUCGCCAACAUCAAAAACAAAGCGAAAUUGCUCGAGGCUGAUGGAACUGCAGCGGCCACUACUGCAGCAGCUGCUGCUCCGGCUCCGGCUACGAGACGACGCAAACGCGCGCCAAAUGCCAAGGCGAAAUCGGAGGAGCAAGUCCACGACUCGGAGGACGGAGACAAACCAGCGGUGAAGAAGAGAAGGACUGCAAAGAGUGCAAAGGCUGCAGCUGGUGCUGCGGGUACGAAGAAAAAAACCCAGCAACCAGUCGCCGCGCCCGUCAAGAAGGAGGAGGAAAUUUCUACCAGCGACGACGACACUACUGCAAAGGAAGAAGACUCUGCUUGA
Messenger RNA from Fonsecaea monophora, 378 nucleotides. RefSeq lists its product as hypothetical. The coding region runs from base 1 to 378 and encodes 125 amino acids. The transcript has a single exon. NCBI's taxonomy places the organism in Eukaryota, Fungi, Ascomycota, Eurotiomycetes, Chaetothyriales, Herpotrichiellaceae. The record is from RefSeq and is a predicted model, not a curated record.